AUGCUUUUACCACGUGCGACUUCGCUGCGCUUUGCUCGACAGUCCAGCCGAGCCACAAGCUGCCUUCGAUCAGUGGCAACGGCCAGCGCGAAAGCGAAGCGAACUCGUACGACCGCUCUGCCACAAUCCGGCCUCAGACAAAAUGGAGGUAGUACUGCCGCAAGGCCAGGACAACAGAUAACACAUGCAAGCUUAAAAGCGAAGAGAGCACGGCAACUCUAUGAUCAGGGCGUAAGACUUGUCUACGAAGCUCCUGCAUUUUCGGGAAGGAUUCUCGGUGCCUGGUUCAUCGGUGCUUGCUUUGUCGGGUAUGCGGUCAACCUGGUUUCGCUUCGUCACUGGGACAUGUCCACACUUCACGGAAUGGGUUCGUGGCAGAAGAAUUUCAUUGCGGGAGGGAACCGAGUGUCGAUGUUCUUUCUUACCUUCAUGGGAGGGUUCGCCAUCUUCAGAUACUGCGGCUUCAUCAGAUCUAUCCGUCUCGUGGACCUCGGUGCUGGCAACAUCAAGUUGGGUGUCCACGUCAGACGAAGAAUGCCCUGGAGCGAGACAAGGUUCACCGUGGCUGCCGGCGAGCUUUCCUUGCCGCACCGGUGGCAGCAACGGUUAAAUCCGUCCACAGAGACCACCGCUAGCCGCAACCUGACGGCCAUGCUAAGCCUGCCAUACACAUGGUUGAAGUCCUGGCUGUUGAUGGAUGGGGUCAUAGCCCCCGUUACCGUCGGCACAGGAGCUAUUGGACAACUCGACAGUGCCGGGAAAUUCGAAGUGAGUCUUGCCGACUUCAACGCGAUCACAACCGAGAGGAGUCCUACCUGA
Molecule: messenger RNA, 819 nt
Organism: Cyphellophora europaea CBS 101466
Lineage: Eukaryota; Fungi; Ascomycota; Eurotiomycetes; Chaetothyriales; Cyphellophoraceae
Exons: 1
Coding region: 1-819 (272 amino acids)
Source: RefSeq, a predicted model, not a curated record